Chironomus riparius is the source of this 2406-nucleotide messenger RNA. The record is from the annotation of a GenBank genome assembly. NCBI's taxonomy places the organism in Eukaryota, Metazoa, Arthropoda, Insecta, Diptera, Chironomidae.
AUGAAUGGACAAGUAAUUUGUGAAGUUUGUGGCAUAUUAAUAGAUAGAAACAAAUAUGAGAGACAUAGAAAAUAUGGACACAAGGAAAAUAAGGAUAACAAAUGCGAUUUGUGCAAUAAAACCUUUACAAGUGCUUACAAUUUACAGUAUCAUUUAGCACAUCAUGUUAAUGCCAGAUUGUUUAUAUGCAACGAAUGUCCAAAAGCAUACAAUACAGCUUCAGAUCUAGCACAACAUCAAAGAACUCAUGAUAAGGGAAGAGAUCCGCUCAAGUGUGAUGAAUGUGGGAUGUUAUUUGAAGCUAGGAGUAAAUAUAAUAGUCACUUGAAGAUUCAUAAGCCAGUAGUAAAACAGCCUUAUGUACCACGAAAAGGCGAACCAAAAGAGUGUCCAAUAUGCGAAAAGAGCUUUAUUUCUCUAUCGAAGCACAACAAAAUCGUACACAUGAAUCAGCGGAACUACGAUUGUGAAUUCUGUGAUAAGAAGUUUGGGAAGAAAUCAGGUCUGGAUAGGCAUGUACUGACGGUACAUAAAAAGCAAAAGAAUUUUAAAUGUGAGCAAUGUGAUAAAGCUUUUGGAGAAAAGGCUCAAUUGAAAAAACAUGAACGUCUUCAUUUAUUCACAUAUUGUGCUAAAUGUAAAGGUCAUUUUGAAGACAUAAAACAACAUAAUGAGGAAAAGCAUAGUAAUCUCAAGCAUUCUUGUAACAGUUGCUUUAGAGUUUUUGAAAGAUUACGUGACCUGGAAAGUCAUAUGAAAACCAAGCAUUCAUCAAUCCGCUCAUAUUUCUGUGAUUACUGUAAUAAAGGAUUUGCAGAGAAAUUCCAAAUUGAACGGCAUAUGAAAGUACACAAGAGACAAUUUAUGAGAGAAGCAAGUAUCAAACAGGAUGUAGAAUUUAGUUCGAAUGAAAUAAAUGAUAGAUUUAGCCCAGAAUUAGAAGUUGAGGAAGAAAACUAUAUCGAAGUUAAACAGGAGCAAGCUUUACACCAAUCAACAACUUCAGAACUAAAAAUUAAGCUAGAAGUACUGGAUAUUAACUAUGAUUAUGAAUCUAUGAACCCAUUUUUAUCUGAUGAAAUAGAAUUUAAAAAGGAAACAUGUAUUUCAUUCGAUUUUGUCCAAAAUUAUUCAUGUGAUCAAAGUGAUGAUACAACUGUAAGAUACACUGACAAUAAAAGCAGUAAUCGCAAUCAAAAACCUAAUAAGGAACAAAGAGUAAAGAAUGCUCCUAAAAAUCUAUUAAGAAACAAGCAAGGAAUCAAGUUUACCUGUGAUAUAUGCGGUAGUCAGUUUGCUCAUAAAUUCACUGCUCGAAAGCACAUGGAUUCAAUUCACAAGAAGAUUAAGUAUGAAUGUGAAAUAUGUCACAAGACAUUUACUUUUAAGAACACACUGUACACGCACAUAAAAGUCGUCCAUCAACAGAAACGAUCCCAUGAAUGUCAGUUUUGUAAGAAAAAGUUUGGAGUCAAGUAUUCUUUAACUAAGCAUAUCGAAAAUGUUCACUCAGAGAAUCCAAGUGAACGAAAAAGAUAUGAAUGUGAUUUAUGUGAUAAAACCUUUACUUCAAACAGCGGUCUUUAUAUUCACAAAAAAGGUGUUCACGAGAAAGUCAAACAAUAUAAAAGAGCUGAACGUCAAUGCAAAAUAUGUUAUGAACCAUUUAAAACAAAAGGCCAUGACUUAGUGCAUACAAUUCAAGUUCAUAUGAAUGGAAAGAAGCUAAAAAGAAUUUGUGGAUACUGUAAACAAGAGUUUGAUCUUUACGAGGAUUUCAAGGCACACAUUGAGUCACAUGUUGGAUAUUUUAUCUGCAUGAUCUGUGAUAAAUUUUAUUAUGAUGAACACUCUCUUAAGUCCCACAAAGAUUCGCAUAAAAAAGUAGACAUAAAAUACAGAAAUUACGUCUGUGAUCAUUGUGGUGAACGGUUGUUAACAAAACUACUGAUGAAGGUCCAUUUAAGGAAGCAUACUAAAAACUAUAACCUUCACUACUGUGAUUAUUGUGGCAAAGGAUUCAAGUUUGAAUCAUCGCUUUAUACUCAUCGCAUUUAUCAUCAAGAAGGAAGAUUUGCAUGCACUUAUUGUGGAAAGAAAUUCGCCAGAAAUUCUGAUCUUAUUCAGCACAUUCGCAGUCAUACAAAUGAGAAACCAUUUAAAUGUGAAAUUUGCAGUCGAGGAUUUGCAUCCAAAACCUUGUUGAAAUUUCACAAACAAACUCAUCCUGAAACAAAUGCAUUCAAAUGUCGGGAAUGUCAUCAAGUAUUUGUGAAUAAAGUACAGUUAGCAAAUCAUGAAAUUCAAAUUCAUCCUGAAAUACGCCCGCAUUUUUGCUACAUUUGCGACUUAUCCUUUAAAUACGAACAUAAUUUAAAGAAGCAUAAUUUACACAAGCAUUCAUAA